UUGUUUUCAGCAAAAGAAAUUAGCAAGGACGAAUAAGUCAAGAAUGUCGGCGAAGCUUCUCCCGCCCUUACAAGUUACAGUGCAAAUCCAAGCAUCUUUCCAUUAAAAAAUGGCAGAGCGUAGAGCCGCCAUGUAAGAAAAAAUACCAAGUACCAACUCCAACCAAGCUUGUGAUGUCAUUCAUGACGCCCAAUAGCUUCAAUUAACACUGUAAAGUUUCAAUCAACCAAAGAAAUCCAGUUUCGUGGGAAUCAAUCCUUCAGUAAUGGCGGCGCCUGGUGGAGGGAUGGGGCUUCUAGCAGUGAUCAUGGUGUCUGGGGGAGUGGCACUUCUUCUUCUACGGCGUCAUAAGUUGGUGGAGCUCACCUUUAACAAAUCCAUUCAAUCAAAUUCUUCUUCAGCGUUUUCUUGUCUUUUUUCAGGGGAAGACUUGCCCAAGAAGAAAAAGAAGAAGAAGGUUCAUUUUGCUGCAGAAUUGGUGGAAUGUUUUGGAGAAAAGCAAGAACAUCAUAGAGAAGAGACAGAAAGAUGUCAGCAGCAGUCCAGGAGAGCAGAUUCUGCAAUUGACAGACACCCAGUUGAAGAAAAGCAGUCAGAGCAUAACAUUCCGGCCAACAGACUUGCUCUGUACAAUGGAAUGCUUAGAUAUCGUAUGAACCAGGCAUCUUUGUACAGGUAGAAGAUGUUUUAAUGGUUUCUUGGGAAUCUUUGUCCAUGUAAAUUGAGUUCAAGAUUUCAAGAAUGUAAAGCCAUGGCUCUCAGAUUUACUACUUUGUUGAUAAGAAGUGUUGUGUACGUUAUCUGUAUAUAAGAAAAAGUUUAGUGAAAGGAGAGGUGUGAGAGUUUACCGUUGGCCCAUUAUGUACAAAUAUAAGAAAAGUUGAGAAUUGUAACUUGUUGAUUGAAGUAUAGCAUACGUCUAGCACUGUGCAUCUUUCAGACUUUAUCAUAACAAAAGUUGUAUGAAGGUUUUUCAGCAAGCAAUGACCAGAGAAUUGUUUAUUGCC
Molecule: messenger RNA, 1007 nt
Organism: Cryptomeria japonica (Japanese cedar)
Lineage: Eukaryota; Viridiplantae; Streptophyta; Pinopsida; Cupressales; Cupressaceae
Exons: 3
Coding region: 266-679 (137 amino acids)
Source: RefSeq, a predicted model, not a curated record